UGGCGGUGGCGGUCGCGUUUCCACCGUCUCCUCUCCCUCCUGCAGCGGCCAACCGUCUCGCUCUCGCCUCCCCUCCUCCGGCCUUCCCCGUCCGCUCACCCUCCCUCGCCCCGUCGGUCGCCCGCCCGCCCGCCCGCCUCGCAAUACUUUUUCGCCACCAUCGUUGAACCUUCCUCCUCCACCGCUCUGACCAGGGCGGCACGGCCGAGGCGCCCGUCAUCAUCCUUAUAAAUCGGCGCCGAGGCGGGCCGUCGUCUCCCUCCCAGACCGCAGCAGCACAGCACGCAGCCGACGGGGAGAGUUGAGCCCUGAGAAGCAGAGAGGGCGGUAGGGUGAUUCGAUGGCGAAGCUGUACGUGCAGGCGGUGCCGCCCCCGGAUCUGAACAGGAACACGGAGUGGUUCAUGUACCCCGGGGUCUGGACCACCUACAUCCUCAUCCUCUUCUUCUGCUGGAUCCUCGUCCUCUCCGUCUUCGGCUGCGCCCCCGGCACGGCGUGGACGCUCGUCAACCUCGGCCACUUCGCGAUCACAUAUCAUUUUUUCCACUGGAAGAAGGGGACUCCAUUUGCUGAUGACCAGGGGAUGUAUAACACAUUGACAUGGUGGGAACAAAUGGACAAUGGCAAACAGCUUACACGCAACCGAAAGUUUCUGACUGCAGUUCCUGUCGUUCUGUACCUCAUAGCUUCCCACACGACAGAUUAUCAGCAUCCUAUGCUCUUCCUCAACACCCUAGCAGUCAUUGUGCUGGUUGUUGCCAAACUACCAAACAUGCACAAGGUUCGGAUUUUUGGUAUCAAUGCUGGAAGCUAAGCAGCAGGGUCCCACGGUAGAAUGGUAUACACGGUAUGUUUCAUACGGAUCACGGGAUGUGUUUCACCUAGCUCUAAACUGCUUUUGCCAGAGUACCAGUGUUUGAGAUCUGUUUGUAGAUGAAAUGUAAUCAUUGUAUAGUUGACAUGUUUAGAUUCGUAAUGUUGCUAUAUGUUGGCAAGCAAGAAUUUGGCAAUUGAUACAUGUACAGAUCUGCUCUUUGCCAAGAGGCAAUAACGCAGCGUGACAUGACAGAAUCAUGGCUGGUAGAGGUAACACAAAAUAUUCUCUUACAUGAUACGUGAAGUCAGGUAACACAAUACUCCUAUGCUCCCAAGUUUGGGUUACCUGAGUUCACGUAUCAAAUUUGGAAUUUUGUGUAUUCUCUUACACAAAAUAUUCACUGGUAAGUUGAGGUUGUAAAACACUA
Messenger RNA from Sorghum bicolor (sorghum), 1244 nucleotides. Its product is annotated as ORM1-like protein 3. NCBI's taxonomy places the organism in Eukaryota, Viridiplantae, Streptophyta, Magnoliopsida, Poales, Poaceae. The coding region runs from base 341 to 814 and encodes 157 amino acids. The transcript has 3 exons. Gene Ontology annotation, cellular component: endoplasmic reticulum membrane. Gene Ontology annotation, biological process: intracellular sphingolipid homeostasis; ceramide metabolic process; negative regulation of ceramide biosynthetic process. The record is from RefSeq and is a predicted model, not a curated record.